Messenger RNA from Aphanomyces astaci, 345 nucleotides. RefSeq lists its product as hypothetical. NCBI's taxonomy places the organism in Eukaryota, Oomycota, Saprolegniomycetes, Saprolegniales, Verrucalvaceae. The record is from RefSeq and is a predicted model, not a curated record. Bases 1 to 345 code for a protein of 114 amino acids. The transcript is spliced from 2 exons.
AUGACCAUACUACGGGUGCCCACGCCGUUACCUCCGUCGUCCACGAAAGAAAUGAAACAGCGCACGUCGUUCAAGCCCCUUAAGUCGCUGGCGUCCGUGCAUUGGACGCGCCUUCGUCUCUGGGCAGCUUCGAAGAACCCCAUCCACUUGACAGCCUCGGCAGCUACAUUAGCCUCAUCCACGUCACUGCUCUUGGACGACACAGACACGGACGACGACUUGACGACCGACUUCGUCCGACCGCGAGGCCGCUCAGACCCGGGGCCGCCGCGCAAACAGACCAAACUGUUCGCGGCAUGGCGUACCGUUGAGUCGGUCGACUUGGCGGUCGGUCGCACACGUUAG